GUUGAUCCCUAAAAAAAAUUCAACAUCCAUAAUAUGGAAAUGGUUUGGUUUUUCUGUGACAGACACGGCGCAAACGACCGUUAUUUGCAAGUGUUGCAAUGAAAAGAUUCGCACGUCAGACGGCAACACAACUAAUCUUUUUAACCACCUCAAGAGAAAACACCAUAAAGAAUAUGCUGACAGUCAAGCCAUGAAGGGACCACUCGCGAGUUCAUCAGGUACAUCCACGCAGCAGCCAGAGGCUAACGUUACACGGCUUAAACAAACAACUCUUACGAAGGAGGCAUUCGAGAAGGGAACUCCGUAUGACAGGACAAGUAAGCGCUGGAAAGAUGUAACUGAUGCAGUGACAUUUUACCUGGCCAAGGAUAUGAUCCCCAUUAAAACUGUGGAAAACGAGGGCUUCAAAAGAAUGCUGAAAGUUGUUGAUCCGCGUUACGAGAUUCCCAGCCGCAAAUAUUUUUCUGCCACGGCCAUUCCACGGCUGUAUUCCGAAUGCCGCAACAAGAUGGAACAAAAAGUUAAAAAUGUCAUGUUUUUUGCCACAACAGCUGAUUUAUGGUCUAGCCGCACUUCAGAGCCAUACUUAAGUCUGACAAUUCAUUUCAUUGAUGAUUGGAAGUUGUGCAGUGCGUGUCUAGAAACAACGUACUUCCCACAAGACCACACAGGAGAGCUCAUAGCACAAGGCCUAAAGGAAGCACUUGAAUGUUGGGGACUGAAAGAAGCGAACAUGACCUGCAUGACCACUGACAGUGGGGCUAACAUGGUGAGGGCCUUGGAGCUCAACAGUUGGACACGUCUGCAGUGCUUUGGGCACAGACUUCACCUAGCUAUUGAAAAAAGUGCCAAAGACCCUCGUGUUGAACGCAUAACAUCUAUCUGCAAGAAAGUCGUCAGUACAUUCUCUUUCAGUUGGAAGAAAAAGAGGGAAUUAAUUAAAGCUCAAACAGAGCUGAAACUACCUCAACAUAAACUCAUCACUGAAUCUCCUACACGAUGGGGUUCCAGACUGAACAUGAUUGAGAGAGUGCUUGACCAGGAAAAGGCCAUUUCGCAGGUCCUGAAGGCAGACCGGAAGGCGAGGCAUUUGGUCCCAUCAUGGCAAGACAUUGACGUGAUGGAGUCUGUGAAAAAAGCACUGAGUCCACUGAGAGACUUCACUGAUGCACUCUCUGGUGAAGACUAUGUGAGUGUGUCCUACAUAAAGCCAGUGCUUUCCCUGUUGAAAGUCAACAUCUUGAGCCCGAAUGAUGAUGACACUGAACUAACAAAAACAAUGAAGCAAACAGUUCUCGAUUACCUCACUGACAAAUAUCAGGAUCCCACCACUGACGACCUGUUGGAUAUGGCUUCGCUUCUUGAUCCCAGGUUCAAAACCCAAUACAUUGCCAGCGACAAGAUAGAGGGAAUACAAGCCAGAGCUGUAUCUGAGCUGGAGUCUUUGCUGACCGUACAGUAUCCAGCAGCAUCGGUUCAACAGUGUACAUCUGCCUCCACAUCAGAGAGCCCUGACGCAGAACAAACCCCACACAAGAAAGUAAAGAAAUCACUUGCCAGCUUUUUGAAAGCCUCAGGUGUUGCAAGUGCAUCUGCUGCAGUUUCAGGAUCAACUUCCUUUUCUCUAAAAGAGGCAAUAGAAGGGGAACUGAAGGGAUACGUGUCCAUACCGAAUGCAGAAAGUGAGAUGAAUCCCUUGGAAUGGUGGAAAGUCCAUGAGGCAAACUUUCCAAGAGUUAGCCAACUUGCUAAAAAGUACUUGUGCAUUCCGGCCACAAGUGCUCCCUCAGAAAGAGCUUUUAGCACUGGUGGCAAUAUCGUCACAUGCCAGAGGGCAACUCUCAAGCCAGAUAAAGUCAAUCAACUGGUUUUCCUCUCUAAAAAUUUGUGAUUGGGAUCAGUCAUACUUUACGUUCUUAGAAUAUAUACUUUUUAGGAAUUUGAAAGUUUUGUUCUAAAGCUGAGUUAAGUCUAAGUUUAAAAGAGUCAUGAUUCAGAAAUAUGUUUGCACCUUCGGUUGAUUGUUUGGUGGUUCCUGAAUCACAUUGCACUAUUUAUUGUGGGGUUUUUUUUUACCUUUUGAAGAACAUGUUUAUUUGGGGAUUUAUCCUAUAGUCUUUAUUUGUACUUAAUUUAUAACUAGUUAAUAUUUUUUAUUUAAACAUUUUUUACUUAACUUUUUAAGCUUAAUUGUUUUUGAUGCAUCUGUUUAUCUAUAUUUUUCAUGCUAGAUGCUACCUCAAAAAAUUGAAAGAUAAAAACAUGCUGACAUGGGUUUUGCUCAGGGUCAGUAUACUGACUGUUUACAG
This is a messenger RNA of Pimephales promelas (fathead minnow), 2309 nucleotides long. The record is from RefSeq and is a predicted model, not a curated record. Lineage: Eukaryota; Metazoa; Chordata; Actinopteri; Cypriniformes; Leuciscidae.